CUCUUCGGAGCUACAGGAACCGGGCCGGGGCGAAGCCUUCUCGACGGACAGAUCUUCAAUUUCCAAUGCGGCUGUGAUCGCUGGUCAUAUUUAUUAUUUUUUUUACGGUUUGGAUUAAAAGUCUUCUAGUAAGAAGUUCUGACUGUCAUGGCGACCUACCAAGAGUUCAUCCAACAGAACGAAGAUCGUGAUGGGAUACGAUGCAGUUGGAACCUCUGGCCUUCCAGCCGCCUGGAGGCCACACGGCUAGUGGUUCCUGUUUCCUGCCUCUACACACCUCUCAAAGAAAGACCAGAUCUGCCUCCGGUCCAGUACGAACCGGUACUGUGUAGCCGGGCCAGCUGCAAAGCCGUACUCAACCCACUCUGUCAAGUGGACUUCAGAGCAAAGAUAUGGGCCUGCAACUUUUGUUUCCAGAGAAACUCUUUUCCUCCAUCAUAUGCUGGCAUUUCAGAUGUGAAUCAGCCAGCAGAACUAAUGCCUCAGUUCUCCACCAUUGAGUACAUAGUGCAGCGUGGACCUUCAACCUCUCUCAUCUUCCUGUACGUGGUGGACACAUGUUUGGAAGAAGAAGACCUACAGGCCCUGAAAGAGUCUCUGCAGAUGUCCCUUAGCCUCCUGCCGCCCAACGCCCUGGUGGGUCUCAUCACAUUCGGCCGCAUGGUUCAGGUCCAUGAGCUCAGCUGUGAAGGCAUCGCCAAGAGCUACGUCUUCCGGGGUACAAAAGAGCUCACGCCGAAACAGAUACAGGAGAUGCUGGGCCUGAUGAAACCAGCCACCUCUGGACAACAAGGGAAACCACUAGCCCCACAUGACACUGCAGCUUCCUGCAGAUUUCUGCAGCCUGUGCACAAAGUGGAUAUGAACCUAACAGACCUGCUCGGGGAGCUUCAGAGAGACCCCUGGCCUGUUCCCCAAGGAAAGAGACCUCUCCGCUCCACAGGCAUCGCCCUCUCCAUUGCUGUUGGACUGCUGGAGGGUACUUUUCCAAAUACUGGAGCUCGUGUGAUGCUGUUUACCGGUGGCCCCCCAACUCAGGGUCCUGGCAUGGUGGUGGGAGAUGAAUUGAAGACUCCCAUUCGCUCCUGGCACGACAUCCAGAAAGACAACGCCCGGCAUCUGAAGAAGGCUACCAAGUAUUACGAGGCUCUGUCAAAUCGUGCCGCAGUUAACGGACAUGCCGUUGACAUCUACGCCUGUGCACUGGAUCAAACGGGACUACUGGAGAUGAAAUGUCUGUCCAACCUCACAGGUGGACACAUUGUCAUGGGCGAUUCCUUCAACACAUCUCUGUUCAAGCAGACCUUCCAAAGAGUCUUCACCAAAGACUACAAUGGAGAGUUCCGCAUGGCUUUUGGCGGCACUUUAGAAGUUAAGACAUCAAGGGAGCUGAAGGUCUCUGGUGCAAUCGGCCCAUGUGUGUCGCUCAACACCAAAGGAGCAUGUGUUUCAGAAAAUGAAAUGGGUGUCGGAGGAACAUGCCAAUGGAAGAUUUGUAGUCUUACGCCUUCCACCACCCUGGCCAUGUAUUUUGAAGUAGUUAAUCAGCACAACGCCCCGAUCCCUCAGGGUGGACGAGGAGCUGUUCAGUUUGUAACUCAGUACCAGCACUCGAACACACAGCGACGGAUCCGUGUCACCACCAUCGCCAGAAAUUGGGCUGAUGCACAGUCCCAGAUCCAGCAUAUUGAGUCAUCAUUCGAUCAGGAAGCCUCUGCCGUUCUUAUGGCCCGGCUUGGCGUAUUCAGGGCGGAGUCAGAGGAGGGGCCUGAUGUCCUCCGCUGGCUGGACAGGCAGCUCAUUCGAUUGUGUCAGAAGUUUGGACAGUUCAAUAAAGAGGAUCCAAACUCCUUCAAACUCUCUGAAUCACUCUCACUCUACCCACAGUUUAUGUUCCAUUUGAGAAGAUCACCAUUCCUGCAGGUGUUCAAUAACAGUCCGGAUGAAUCAUCCUACUACAGACAUCAUUUUGUGAGACAGGAUCUGACACAGUCACUCAUUAUGGUACAACCCAUCCUCUACUCCUACUCUUUCUACGGACCACCAGAGCCUGUGCUUCUGGACAGCAGCAGCAUUCUUCCAGAUCGCAUUCUGUUGAUGGACACCUUCUUCCAGUUGGUGAUCUACCAUGGAGAGACCAUUGCACAGUGGAGGAAAGCAGGUUAUCAGGAGAUGCCCGAGUAUGAGAACUUUAAGCAGCUGCUUCAAGCUCCUCUGGAUGAUGCUCAGGAGAUCCUGCAGACACGCUUUCCCAUGCCCAGAUACAUCGACACCGAGCAUGGAGGUUCUCAAGCCCGUUUCCUCCUCUCUAAAGUCAACCCAUCCCAGACCCACAAUAACCUCUAUGCCUGGGGCCAGGAGUCAGGAGCACCAAUCCUCACUGAUGAUGUCAGUCUGCAAGUUUUCAUGGACCAUCUCAAGAAACUGGCCGUUACCAGCUCAGCCUAAAUCUUCCAUGUACGAACAAAGGAUGUAAAUUUAGAGUGGAAAGAACUUUUGAUAUUCCGUUCUGGAAAACGUAACAUUUCCAUACCCAACCCCGGCCUUGACACAACCAAAUGCAUCUCCAUGUUUCCAUCCUCCAGCUAAAUGGUUGUUAGAUGUUCGCAAAUUAUUACUCUCAUAAGUAAUUAUGAUUGUUUAAUUUAAGUGUUUGUCUUUAUUUUCUAUAUUUUAGAUUUGUCUAACAUGUUUGUUUGCUUAUUUAAUUAUAUUAGGUUUUGUUUUCGUCUAAAAGAAUGUAUUACUUUUCAUGUUAAACCAAGAGAAAGUCUUCUGCCCUCAUGUUGCAUUUGUAAUUCUAUCCCAGGCGUGUUUAGACUGAAAUUUCAAUUAAGACUUGUUUGUGAAUAUCCUAUUUUUGUCUUUUUUGUUUUGUAUUACACAGGCCAGCAGUCUUCUCUUACUCUCAUCAUAAACUGUUAACUGCUAUUAGUUUAAGUCGGGUGGGAGAAAAAGUGUUUUUCAUUCCAGUUCCUCUGGAUUUGUAAUUUAACCAUUGUUGUAUGUAAAGAAUUAAUUUGAAAGAAACUCACAUUCCAGUUGAUUUUUACUAUUAUGAACUAAUGCAAUGCAUAAUAUUUAUAGUGAGGAAUCUCUUUUAGGUUUAUUUCAUUUCAAAAGAUGAAGAUGAGCACAUGUGUGUGCAAACUCUGAACUUAAUCUUAAAUAAAACGUAACAAAUCAACAUGAUAAAAAGCAUUUGUACAUAUGAUGAAAUGGUGGUGUCAUCAGAAUUUCAAAAAGAAUAUCUUUAAACUCAGUGCAUCUCAUUUAUUUCUAAGGACUCACAAUGUUUUAUAACUUUCUAUCUAUUGAUAGAUAACUUGGGAACAUAUGUUAGACAAUGACGAAGACGAACGUGCUGAAGAAACCUGUGUUCUGAGUGCUAUCUUAGCACAUAAAGGUCAGGAGUCAGGCGCACUCUAGUGGCCGUGACCAGAACCCUUCUACAUAGUGGAGCCUGCAAGCUUGGCAUAAAAUAUCAUAAUGCGGCGUUGCCAUAGACAUUAUAUGGGCGGUACACUGGCAAGGAGACAAGUGGCCGUACUUUUUGAAUGCAACCAGGGGAGUAUUUAAACCUUUAUUUUAUUUACUUAUUUGAGCUUGAAAUUUUUUUUUUUUUUUUUUUUUACUUUUCAUAUGAAUAUUUUCUCAAAUACUGAACCAAUCUUCAUAAAUUAUAUACCGUUUGAAACCUUAAAGUCUCAAUAAUCAAACUGUGCUGUCCAGUUAAAAAAAUAAACAAAGACUAUUUUUGUCAAAGUUUAGCAUUUUGUUUGAGGUUAUUUUUGUCAGUUUACAUACCUGAAAUGAAUAGAACAAGUAAUAACCUAAUUUAUCCCUAGUUGCAACAAGCUGUGUGUGAGUAUGUGUAUUCAACAUUGCAGAUAUGUUGUGUUACCAAUUCGUUUUGGUGUGUGUUUGUUCUGCAUUGAUUUAUUUAUUUUGUUGGCAAAUAAUAAAAAUAAAAAUAAAA
Molecule: messenger RNA, 3979 nt
Organism: Xyrauchen texanus (razorback sucker)
Lineage: Eukaryota; Metazoa; Chordata; Actinopteri; Cypriniformes; Catostomidae
Gene: sec23b
Product: SEC23 homolog B, coat complex II component
Exons: 19
Coding region: 148-2448 (766 amino acids)
Biological process (GO): endoplasmic reticulum to Golgi vesicle-mediated transport; COPII-coated vesicle budding; intracellular protein transport
Cellular component (GO): endoplasmic reticulum exit site; COPII vesicle coat
Molecular function (GO): GTPase activator activity; zinc ion binding
Source: RefSeq, a predicted model, not a curated record